This is a messenger RNA of Sphenostylis stenocarpa, 732 nucleotides long. The record is from the annotation of a GenBank genome assembly. Lineage: Eukaryota; Viridiplantae; Streptophyta; Magnoliopsida; Fabales; Fabaceae.
AUGGAGGUUGGGAUCUGCGAUCCGAACCCGAACCCGGUUCGGGUGAAGCGGAAAACCCUUGAGGCCAUGCUGGAACAGUGUCAGAGAGCCCUUGAACUCAUCAAUGCUUCCGAUGCACAAAACCAAGAACAAGACGAGGAAGAAGAAGAAGACUCUGACGAAUCGCAUCCUUCCACGUGCCCCGAUCCAGAAACCGAUCAGGCAAUUACUCUUUCUUUUCUUCCCUUUCAACUUAGAUACUUGAAUUUUCUAUCGGUUAGGUUGUGUGACCUAAUCAAAUCUAGAGUUGAAUGCCCUGACUUCCUUGAAAAAUUGGAGUAUGCACAGGCAACAGUUUCGCGCAAUACAGCUGAAGAAGGUAAUUCUUGGGAUUUUGUUAGUGAAAAUGAUCUUUGGGAAGAUGAAGAUGCUAACAUUGACCAGGAAGAUUAUGUCCUUGUUAAACAAGAAGAUAUAGUGGAAGGAAUUGCAUGCUUCAUGGCUGCAUAUUUGUUGUCCCUCAAGCAAACCAAGGAUUUGACCCCAAAUCAACUCCAGGAUGCUCUCAGCAAGACAUUUUCUGUGAAAAAUAAAAAGGGAAAGCUUCGAAAGGCAUGGGAUGGGAGCAAAGUUGUUUAUAAUGUUGCAUCAUGGGGUGCUACAGCUAUCGGGAUAUAUCAAAAUCCUGUUAUUGUAAGAGUUGCAACUAAAGCAUUCUGGACUUCUUGCCAAGUUAUAUCAAAGCUACUCUGA